GCCGCGGUCGGACCUGGUGGCGGAGUGCACCCGGGUUUCAGGAUGGGGGUGAAGGGCGUGGCGUGAUCGUGGAGCCCUGAGAGCUCCUAAUGCUGACCCCGGGAAGUGCGGGCGCCUGCCUGCACGGCUGCGAGGGCUGUGGCGGGGCCUCCGGAAGUAGGUAGAGGGCGCCUCCCAGUAUAGGCCCGCGAUGGCCGUGGGAGUGCCACGUAGACUCAGCCCACACCGUACAGUAGUCCUCGGAAUAAACGUGUUUCUGAUCUUGUGAAUUUCAACCAUGUUGUCCAACGGGUUACAAAAAUUUCUAAAAGCCGCAGGCUCUCCUCCACAUCCAGCGUCAUGCUGUUGGUUAAUAAGCAAACGCCAGUCUUCUGGAGCUCUGCCAGCAGCCACGUCGCGUAGGCGAGUUGUCAUCACAGGCAUCGGGCUGGUGACCCCACUUGGUGUUGGCACUCAGCUAGUUUGGGAUCGGCUUCUCCGAGGAGAGAGUGGGAUUGUUUCUGUCGUUGGUGACGAAUACAAGAGUAUUCCUUGCAGUGUGGCUGCUUAUGUGCCAAGAGGUACUGAGGAAGGUCAGUUCAAUGAACAAAACUUUGUGUCCAAAUCGGACACCAAGUCCAUGUCAUCUCCCACCAUCAUGGCCAUCGGGGCAGCAGAGUUGGCCCUGAAAGACUCCGGCUGGCAUCCGAAGUUAGAAGCAGAUCAGGUGGCGACUGGUGUUGCCAUUGGCAUGGGCAUGGUUCCUCUUGAAGUUGUUUCCGAAACGGCUUUGAUGUUUCAGACCAAAGGUUAUAAUAAAGUCAGCCCGUUCUUUGUCCCUAAGAUUCUGAUCAAUAUGGCUGCGGGACAGGUCAGCAUUCGCUAUAAACUCAAAGGCCCCAAUCACGCGGUGUCCACAGCCUGUACAACAGGAGCGCAUGCGGUGGGAGACUCCUUCAGAUUUAUAGCCCACGGCGAUGCAGAUGUGAUGGUGGCUGGGGGCACAGAUGCUUGCAUUAGUCCAUUAUCUCUUGCUGGGUUUUCUAGAGCCCGGGCUCUGAGCACAAACCCAGAUCCCAAGCUGGCCUGCCGACCGUUUCAUCCAGAGAGAGAUGGUUUUGUCAUGGGCGAGGGUGCUGCUGUGCUGGUGCUAGAAGAACAUGCGCAUGCUCUUCAGAGAGGUGCCCGGAUCUAUGCAGAAGUUCUGGGCUAUGGACUCUCAGGGGAUGCUGGUCACAUAACAGCCCCUGAUUCUGAAGGAGAAGGUGCCUUCAGAUGCAUGGCUGCUGCUGUAAAAGAUGCAGGUGUGUUGCCUGAACAGAUAUCCUAUGUCAAUGCACACGCCACCUCCACACCACUGGGUGAUGCUGCUGAAAACAGAGCCAUCAAGAGGCUUUUUAGAGAUCACGCUGGGGCCCUUGCUGUAUCCUCCACAAAGGGAGCCACCGGGCAUCUGCUGGGGGCUGCAGGGGCGGCUGAGGCAGCUUUUACCGCACUGGCUUGUUACCAUCAAAAACUCCCACCGACUUUAAACCUGGAUUGUACGGAGCCAGAAUUUGAUCUCAAUUACGUUCCUCUGGAGGCGCAGGAAUGGAAACCCGAGGGUCGGCGAAUUGGACUCACCAAUUCCUUUGGGUUUGGUGGUACUAACGCAACACUUUGUAUUGCUAGCAUGUAAACAUUGGCUUUUAAUUGUAUCAAAUUAAAUGUAUUUAAAUGUGUAAAUGAUACACACAUACAUAUUUAAUAUCAAUGAUCAGAUGUCUUUAACACAAUUGGUGUUUGUAGUAGGGUAGUUUUUGCUAGAAAAGGGGCUGCCCAGUGCCUUGUGGGUACUUGUAGCAACUUGACAUCUCCUGUGAGAUUUCUGUGGCAACUAGUGACAGCCAGAUUUGUCUCUAGGCAUUGCCUUAUGUUUUCUGGGGGACAAAAUAGUCUGUAUACAUGAACUGUUGAUUUAUAUUUUCCUAAUGCUCUGAAUCAAAUAACUUUUGGUGCUAUUUCCUCCACUCCUGUCCUUUUCGGGAAUUUCUUUAGAGCAACUCCUCCAAGCAAGGCUGUGUUGCUGCAUGUUGUAACUCCAGGGACACCAUUUUUCUACAGGAUAUAGGAAGUAUAUGAUACGUGUAGGAUGGUGUGUCAUCAGUCAGCAUCCUCCGAGGACAGCUGUCAACCAGUGCUGACCUGUUCACCGAUCUAAGUGUUGAUAAUGGAAUUUCUCCAAACUCUCAAGUGUUUGUUUCUCAGAAGGAGGAAGUGAAACUGGUUUGACAUUUCUUAUUCUGGGUGUAUUUGUGCUGUGAAGAAUAGAAAAAGAUCUUUUAAAAAGAAACUCUCGGUAAAUGAGGCCCCCUUUCCCCUCAGUCUAUCUUUGUGCUGUGGCCAUGUUCUACUAGCUUCCCGCUCUAAGAGCCAGUGGGCCCUCUACUUUCUGCCUUGGGGAGUUCUCUCAAGCCAGAGGAGCAAGUUCCCCAGCGGUGACACCCAGCUGGGGAAGUGGAAGCCUUUGGCAGGCGGCUUCUACUGGAGAGUGAGGGCUCCGCUUCCAUGCAGACCCUCAGGUUCACGGUGACAUGGAGCUUCAUGCCCCAGCUCAGACACCUUUAACCACUACUCUGUCCCCAGGCAGCUUUUAUGGUUUUUAUUCCUAUCCCGUAAGUCAUCCCCCAAACAAACUGCUUUCCCAGUGGCUCACACACUGAGAUGGAGUCAAGAGGAUCCAUGGUUAACUGCCUAGCUGCAGAAAUGAGCGGCUUUCCCGCAUGCUACUUAAAACUUUGUCCUUGUUUUAAUGCUUUUUAGAGUUUUAAAACAACGUGUAUUAAUGUUUCCCCUGCAUAUAUGUACGUGCACCAUGUGUGAGCCUGGUGCACCGGGAGUCCAAAACAAGGCAUCAGAUCCCCUGGCACCUCUGUUAAGGAU
Microtus ochrogaster (prairie vole) is the source of this 2901-nucleotide messenger RNA. RefSeq names its product 3-oxoacyl-ACP synthase, mitochondrial (gene Oxsm). The record is from RefSeq and is a predicted model, not a curated record. NCBI's taxonomy places the organism in Eukaryota, Metazoa, Chordata, Mammalia, Rodentia, Cricetidae. Gene Ontology annotation, cellular component: mitochondrion. Gene Ontology annotation, biological process: fatty acid biosynthetic process. Gene Ontology annotation, molecular function: 3-oxoacyl-[acyl-carrier-protein] synthase activity.